AGCCUCGCCGCUGAGACAGAGUCCUGGGAGAGGAGACAGCGGACAAUGGAAGAGCGUCCAGCCGGCUGUGAGCCCUGCAGCCCGGGAGCAGGGACCCGGGGGUAACGUCACAUACAGCCGGGACAGGAAGGAUAUUUAUCAGCAUUUACCUGAGUGCGGCACGUGAGAAUGCACUCAGCCAUGGACCCCCUCCCAGAGUACUCUCUGUUCCUGGUUCGAAUCCUGGACGAGCUGGACACCAAGCACAAGACCAUGUCCUACCAGGACCUGUGUAAGUCCCUGUGCGCUCGCUUCGACCUGGUACAGCUGGCCAAGCUCCGCAGCCUGCUUUUCUACACCGCCUGCCUGGACCCCGCCUUCCCAGCCACCCUCUUCAAGGACAAGAUGCGCUGCUCCAUGGAAGACCCACAGUCCAAGAAGCUCAUGGUGGCAGCAGACAUCGUCACCAUGUUCAACUUGAUCCAGAUGAACGGAGGCAUGGUCAAAGACAAGCUCCCCACAGCACACAGAGGCAAGUUCCACAAGAACCAGUCGUUGGAGCUGGGCAAGUCUGAUGAUGACUCCUUUAAGUUUCAGGACUGUGACAGGAGGCUUGGUUAUGAGCACAUGGAUCACCCCAGAGCUGGACACCACCACCAUCACCCCACCAAGCAGCUACCUGGGACUCAGAGCGCCACCCCCUCCUCUGAGUGCAAGACCUUCCAGCCGUUCAUCCCCUCCUCGGACCCUAACUUCCUUCUGGGCAUCAACAAGGACCUGAAAUGUAGAGCAGCGUCUCUGGACAAGCUGCACCACCUACCCCAGUACUCCAACAGCAGCCCACCCUCUCCCCCAUGUGAGAUAGAGAGCACCUACUUCCCCAUGGAUAUGGACAGCGAGUGCACCACCGACCAGGAGUCCCUGCAGCACAUGGACCCUCCAGAGCCCUUCUCCGUCCACUCCUGCAUCCAGAAGAGGAACGUCUUCAAGGAGGACUUCCACAACUUUGUGGCCUUCUCCCCACAGGUGAAUCCCAGUAAAAGCAAGCAGGGCAGUAAGGCUGCUGAAGGCUACCACAAGAGGGAGCUGCACAAACCUACUACCUUCUUCAACCACAGCUUUGAACUGCCCUACAGUAACCCCUACUUUGAGCCAACACUCAACUCUCCUCUUCAGGACAGGAGGAGGGUUAAACAUGAGAGCCUGGACAACCUGCAGGCCUCCACUUACUUUGGUCCGACUACGGUCUCUGAGAGCAUCAGCAGCAGGAAGCACAGGAACAAAGCAGGGAAGCAGCCGUCGUGGCCCGUGAAGAGCCUCAGUCUCAACACAGGAGAGGGGCCUCCAGAACUUGAGAGAUCCUUUCUGAACAGCAAACCACUCAAAGAAAACCAUCAUCGCAAUGUCACCAUCCGAAGAACUGACAAUGAUCAGCAUUUUCAGAGCCCAAAGGAAAAGGUGUUAGUUUCUCCUUCUGGUUUUGCAAAGAAAAGUGAAGGAAUAAAAACCAAGGAUGUAGCACUGAUGGCGAGUGGGCCGGUGGGUUUGGAGAAAAGAGAAGCAGCCAAAAGGUUCAGGGGCAAAAACAGUCCUUCCUUUCAGGGAGUGGACAGCUCCUCUAGUGUUGGGACUCAAACGGAGCAGGCUGAGAAGAAGAAGGGGAAGGAAUACCCAGUGAAGUACAGUGACAGAGAAAGACACGCCUUCAAGCAUUGUGAGGAGGACUCUGAGAUGGUCAGCGAUGACAUAAGCGACAUUUUCCGUUUUCUGGAUGAUAUGAGUGUUUGUGACUCAUUGGGAGUUGUUCAAUCGUCCUGCUCCAACAGUAAUGGUUCCCUCUCUCAGGUAACGCUGAAGUCUGAAGGUGAGAGCUCCCCUGAACGCAACACGGUCAAACUAGCCAAGUCCAAGCUUGACCGCCUCUUCCAUUCGCUUGAAAACACAGACGAUGAGCUCAAAUCCAGCGUGUGCAAGCUGGUCAUGAGGAUCGGAGAAAUUGAAAAGAAGCUGGAGUCUCUGUCGGGGGUCCGCAGUGAGAUCUCCCAGGUGCUCUCCAAGCUCAACAAGCUGGACGAGAAGAUCCAGGAGCCUGAGGCCAACGGGAAGCACGGGGGGCCGCCGUCAACAUCUGGAUCCAAUGCCACCCCGGACAAGUUGCACCCCAACCCUCAUCCACAUCCCGACAUCACGCUCUCACCUCGUGUUUUCCAGUGCCACACCACCGGUCACAACGUUAAAGUGGACAAUAGCCCCUCAGCCGAGUGGGGCUGCUCCGAUGGGAACAGUGAUAGCCUCAGGGUCAAAGCUCUGAGGAAGAGCAUGUUCACCAGGAGGUCGUCACGCUCCCUCAACGAGGAGAACAGUGCAACCGAGUCAAAGGUCGCCAGCAUCACCAACUCUCCCCGGGACUGGAGGACAGUGUCCUACUCCUGCCACCCUGGAGACGAGGGCAAGGACAGACAGUGGAAAGGAAAAGAGGCAGAGCGAGAGCGUCAGUACGAGUUCCCCCAGGCCCACCGCCCGUCUAAACCACCGAAGGAGUCCUAUCUGAGCGAACAGGUCUUCUCUCCGCACCCCUUCACCCCCUCCAUCAAGGCCCAUUUGAAAGGCAGCCCCCUGUACACGGACCUCAGGAUCAGCAGCCUGUCAGAGGGUCCGAGGGGCCUGCCCUCCUGGACCCUCGAGGAGUUCAAACGCAACUCAGGAGAGAAGGGGAAGCAGCUCACCGCUCUGGACCUGCAGACACAGGAGUCCCUGAACCCCGACAACCUGGAAUACUGGAUGGAGGACGUGUACACCCCUGGCUACGACUCACUGCUCAAGAGGAAGGAGGCGGACUUCCGGAGGACCCGGGUGUGUAAGAUUGGAGCGCUGAUCGCAGCAGCUACCUGCACCGUGAUCCUGGUCAUCGUGGUUCCAAUCUGCACCAUGAAAACAUGAGAGUACCAGCAUGGAGGGACCCUUCUUAUUUAUGCUUUUACUGCUGCCCUGUGUGGACGGGGCUAGUGUGCGGUGGAUUUACGGACAAAAUAUGUUAGGGUAAGACGAUGUCAGCUGGAGGUUUUAGUUUUUCAUUCAGUUCUUAUACUUGAGGUCCUUUUUUGCACAUAUUAACAUAAUUAAGACAUCUAUUGUAUGAUAGAAAUGAAUUCAGCAAGUGCAUCGUAUAUAAAUAUACUGUAUUGGUAUUGGUAUUGGUUUACCAGUUGUAGUUGAUUGUAUUGUUAUAAACUCUGCCGGACAGUU
Molecule: messenger RNA, 3225 nt
Organism: Gymnodraco acuticeps
Lineage: Eukaryota; Metazoa; Chordata; Actinopteri; Perciformes; Bathydraconidae
Gene: minar1
Product: membrane integral NOTCH2 associated receptor 1
Exons: 5
Coding region: 169-2919 (916 amino acids)
Biological process (GO): negative regulation of cell population proliferation; negative regulation of TOR signaling
Cellular component (GO): plasma membrane
Source: RefSeq, a predicted model, not a curated record